GCACCCUCUAUAUAUAUCGCGAUAUGCACACGCACUUUUUGCUCAACCAACAAUUUUAGUAGCAACAACAACAUGGUAAUGAAAUUGAACAAACGUUUCAAUUGGAUCGAUGUGGAAGAUGAUGUACGACUUUAUGCUUUAUCGCUGGGAAUCUGUUUCCGUAAGAUUCCCAUGGACGAACGACGAUCCAUGUACUGCUUGCCGGUUACUUUAUUCCCAACUCCGAUAGAACGGUCAAUCUUUCAACGGGCACAAAAUUUACAGCCACCAAUAAAUCAAUUGAUUCAUAACAUUUCUAUAAAUCAUCAGUUUCUUGAACAAUCAUUGCUCAAAUUACCCGAUGAAUUUGUAGUCAAAUUAUUCAACAUCUAUGAAACCGUAAUGAAAGAAGGCUAUGCUGCUUCACAUCAGCUGGGCAUUUUCCGAUCCGAUUACAUGAUCGACAAACAUAGAAAUCUGAAACAAGUCGAAGUAAACACCAUUUCCAGUGGUUUUUGUGCCUUGACCGAACAAGUAACAAAACUUCAUCGUUACACGCUCAAACACUAUCAAGGUCUUAGUGAUGAUCAGAUUGAUCAACAUAUUACAACCAACGAUUCAUUGGAUCGUGUAGCACAAUCAUUGAUCGAUGCCCAUCGACUUUAUCCUAAUGCAGAUUCAGCCGCCAUUUUGUUUGUUGUCCAGGAAAACGAGUCAAACAUCAUGGAUCAGAAAAUGAUCGAAUGGAAAUUAAAACCCUAUGUGCAAAUCUAUAGACGCUCAUUUUGUCAACUUGACAAUGGAAUCAUAUCGCUUGGACCAAACAAACAACUUUUGCUUACCCUUGAUCAUGAUAAUGACCGUAUGCAAAUAGAAAUAUCUGUGGUUUAUUUUCGAACAGCAUAUUCGUCCAAUUGUUUUCGGCACGAAAAUUCUUGGAAAUUACGACUUUUAUUGGAAAAAUCACGUGCAAUCAAGUGUCCAUCCAUACAAUUACAAUUGGCUGGUUUCAAACAAUUUCAACCAAUGCUCAGUGAUCGAACCAUUUUCGAUCGCUUUUGUUGCCAUCCGAAUGCCGACCAAUUAUUCAAUACAUACGUCAAAUUCUGGAAUAUCUCUCAAUCGAGUCGUGAUAUGGUUGUGAAAAACCCGUCCGGAUUUGUUCUGAAAUCCAAUCAGGAAGGUGGCGGUAACAAUGUUUUCGGUGAACAAAUUAUUGACAAACUGGACGGAAUGCUCAACAACAACGAAAACAAUAAUGAUGCCCAUUUCCUUAUGGAAUUCAUCCAACAAAAACCAAUUGAAUCCUUAUUGAUAUUAAAACAACUGCCAUCAAAUACGCUUUCCAACACUGUUCCCUAUCAUUCAGUCGACAGUGAAUUAGGCAUCUAUGGCAGCAUAUUGAUCGAAACAAAUGGCAACAACAUUGUAUCCAACCAGAACGCAGGACACUUACUGCGAUCAAAAAUAUAUGGCGAAAAAGAAGCCGGAGUUGUAUCAGGUGCCGGUAUUCUCGACACACCGUUUUUAGUUUAAUGUUAAGAGAGAAAAAAACUUUUUUUACUUUAUUCUUUUAAAAUAAUAGUUUCAUUUUUUCUUAGUUAUGAA
Molecule: messenger RNA, 1587 nt
Organism: Dermatophagoides pteronyssinus (European house dust mite)
Lineage: Eukaryota; Metazoa; Arthropoda; Arachnida; Sarcoptiformes; Pyroglyphidae
Product: glutathione synthetase-like
Biological process (GO): glutathione biosynthetic process
Cellular component (GO): cytosol
Molecular function (GO): glutathione binding; ATP binding; glutathione synthase activity
Source: RefSeq, a predicted model, not a curated record